AUGGAACCCAAGUCGAGGAACAGCAGCCCGCAACGGCGGGGCCGCUCUGAAAAGCCGGGGUCGCGGUGGAAUGGCGUCGGGAACGGCGACGCGACGAGCACGGCAUCCGUGCGCAUCCAGACUCGGAGACCUCGCUCAAGCUCGUCGUCGUCGUCCUCGACCGAGAGCAGCACCUCGACGACGACGGUCGACAUCGGCGAGAUCCUGAAAUCCAAGUUGGCGUGGAUUCCGGAGAAUUGGACCUGGCCCUGCUUGAAACCAGUCAUUCGAUGCGCAAUCCAUGCCUGGGUCGGCGCGUUGUUGUUUGCGAUUCCCAAGGUGCAGAGAUGGAUGGGCCAGGGCGCAUUUCUUAUUCUUAUAGCCUCCUUUUUGUCACCCCCAAACGACCCCUUCAUUUCGGUGCUGGAGAGGGAACUUUUGAUUCUCAUUUUCGUGGGCAUUGCCUGGGCGUGGUCCUGCCUUGCGCUGGCCUUAGCGGACCUUGCCCGCACCAAUCACAAUCCAAAUGCGACUAUCGUUGAGGUACUCGACGGACGAUACAUAGAAACGGGGCCCAGUGUAAUUAUUGGCGCCUUUCUGGGGCUGGGGAGCGUCUUCUUCCUGUACAUUAAGGCGAGGCAAGGUCCUGGCCCAUACCUAUUCGCCUCUAUCUUUAGUUGUAUUUGUCUCGACAUUACUCUCACCACAGCCGCAUUUUUCCCCUAUCCAUACUAUAAACUCGGCCUCAACAUCUUCCUGCCUCUGGCCAUCCACACCUGCAUCUCCCUCGCCACGUCUGUUCUCGUAUUCCCAGCGACCAUCUCUGCACAACUCACCAAUCGCCUGCGAGACGUUCUUACUCCGCUGUCCAGCUGUCUAGACAUGCAUCGCACUCUCCUACAGUCCAUUCCAGGAACAGAAGACUUCUCCGAGCGAUCAGAAGUUCUUCGCAAGACGACGGCCAAGUCAGAGUCAGGAUUGAUAGCGGUGGCUGCUGCUGUCAGGCUUCUGGGCAACGACUUCAUCUUUUGUCGUUUCUCUCCAGAAGACUUCAAGCCAUUCCAAGUCCUGUGUAGACGGCUGACCGGCCGCGCUCAUGGAAUGGUGACCUACUUUGGGCUCAUUGACCCCUUCCGGGAGACCUUUCCGACUUUCUCUGUCCCUAACACGCCUGCGCCGGGGACGCCGAGCAUCAUGUCCCGAGCUCAUUCUCCUGAGCGGGUUGAUUCUGGGCCGCCGACACCCACUUUAUCCGUGCGCAACCUUCCGGUCACGCCUGCACCGUCCGCAAUGUCCUUCCAUAUGCAUUCACGGUCGGGCUCUGGCCAAAACCUUGCAUCUGGGCGACACUCGCACUUCGGUCCCCACCUCCUUCACCAGUCGCUCCUGAACUUGUCAUUAAGGUCAAGACACAGACGGAACGAGUAUGCGGUGGGCGUUUUCGAGUCGCAGCGGUACCUCAACCUUGAGGCAAAGAAGCUCUACGACCCUCGUCACGACGAAAAUUCAGCGAUGAGCAUGGCCCUUCUUCGUGAAUGCUGCGACGGUAUCCUCGAGCAGUGUAAGGUUGGUGUUGAGGCCAUUGAAGAAUGGCUCGAUACAGUUCGAGACGGCCGCUUCACUGUUUUCCGUCGGAAGGAGCAACGGAGGAGAAAACAGGAGCGCGUCGAUCGCAUUGCUAUCCUUCGUGACGACCUUUCAAAAGCACUACACGAAUUCAGGACAGAACUCAGAAUGAAAGUCCUUGAUCCUUACCGACCCGCCUUUGAAACCACGCCGACAAUGACUUUAGACGACGAUGACGACUAUCACCAUCAUCACGAUAUUCCACCUCAUAGACAUUUAUUCCGUUGCUACGUGUAUCAAUACCAUUUAAUCCAGUUUACUGAAAUUGUAAUCGAAAGUUUGGACGAGAUACUUAGAUUAGAGAAGGAGAGAGGGUCUGCGCAGUUGUGGACCCCUGUCAAGCAUUACUUCUGGUGGAGCCCCAGCGAUGUUCCGGAAGGCCUCGAGAAGGACGAGGACGAUGAUCCAGAUAUUAUUCGCGGCCUGCCUAAUGUUCAGGCGGAUUCGGAUUUGGGCCUUGCGCACCGUCGCGACCCAGACGCGCUUCCACCCAGGAAUUGGUUCGAAUGGUUCAUGUAUCUCGUCUACAAAGGCUUCACCCAGCUGUGGAACGGGAACUGCCUAUUUGCUAUUAAAGCUGGUAUCAUCACAACUGUGUUGGCGCUCCCUCUCCUCUUCCAGAGCUCGGCUGCGUGGUCAUAUAGCAACCGAUGGGCAUGGGCAUUGGUUAUGGGGCAGUUGACGCUGGCACGGUUCCGCGGUGACACGACGUUUGGUCUAUUGGCGAGGAUUGUGGCUACAUUCGGCGGCGGGUUGGUCGGAAUGACCAUGUGGUACAUUUCUACGGGCAGCGGAAACGGUAGCGCCUACGGACUCGCCAUCGUCUGUGGUGUAUGCUUCCCAUUCUUUUUCUUUGUGAGACUGUACUGGCCUAUCCCACCCAUGACCAACAUGGUGGCGUUCGUUACCGCGAUUUUGGUGCGUGGCUUUACUGUCUGGAAGGUUGUUGGGUAUUCGUAUCAGAAUACAGUCAUGCCUCAGCCUGGAAAUCCUGGUUUUGGAUGGGAUGUUGCGUGGAGGCGAUUCGUUUUGGUCACUGUCGGUGUUGUCGCAGCUUUCCUCGCCUCUCUUCUGCCACCGAACAUGACCCUCCGACUGUACCAACGCCACAUCCUCUCAACUACCGCCAGUGAAAUUGGCACCAUCUACUGUGCAAUUGUAUCGUAUGCGGCGGAGAACGAUCAGGACAAGAAAGCAUCCAAUGUCCAACCUGUCGUCAGUAGCUUAGUGGCGACGCGGUCCAGGCUGAAUCGGAGUGAACUACUGUGGACCAACAUCAUCUACGAGUUCUCGUUGCGGGGUAGAUGGCCGAAGCAUCGGUACAAACGCGUCCUGGACCUACAACUUGCUAUCUCCUUUUCGCUGUCCCACUUAAUGUCCGUCCUCAAGCAUCUUGAACCAGCGUGGACGCGGGCCUUCCUCCGCCGAGCGAGGUUAUUGGACCCUGAUUUUCAGGGCGACGUCCUGGCCGUUAUCACGAUGAUCUCAACAUCGCUGCGAACUGGACACCCGCUUCCGCAAAUCACGCCCUGCCCGUUGUUGGAUCGAUUCACGAUGAGGAACCAGGGACUCGAUAUCAUUCAUCGCGAUUCAGAAGAAGACUUCGGACUUCCGAGGUUGUUGACGAUGGAUACUUUGAUGGAUGAGCAGUACAUGAUUUUCUGUGUGGGCAUUUCGACUGCCUUUGGUAUCAUCAACAGAUUGGAUAGGUUGAUGCUGGCGGUGAAGGAGAUCGUUGGGGAACAAUACCAUCUGCAUGGGAUUGGGAGUGGAAGUGGGAAUGGAGGUGGGAACUAUCCUCUCAUGUCGAAUCUCAGUCGACCCAGCACGAAGCAGUUCACGCCACCGGCUGUGAAUGUUUGA
Molecule: messenger RNA, 3468 nt
Organism: Coprinopsis cinerea okayama7#130
Lineage: Eukaryota; Fungi; Basidiomycota; Agaricomycetes; Agaricales; Psathyrellaceae
Exons: 19
Coding region: 1-3468 (1155 amino acids)
Source: RefSeq, a predicted model, not a curated record